Molecule: messenger RNA, 1337 nt
Organism: Triticum aestivum (bread wheat)
Lineage: Eukaryota; Viridiplantae; Streptophyta; Magnoliopsida; Poales; Poaceae
Product: desiccation-related protein PCC13-62
Exons: 1
Coding region: 109-1080 (323 amino acids)
Source: RefSeq, a predicted model, not a curated record
CCCCAGCCCACACCACAAAUACACAAACAAGCACGAGCAGAGCAGAGCAGAGCCGAGCACGCGAGCUCUCACCAGUACGGCACGACAGGCGCUCCGUCCUCCCUGGCCAUGGCUCGCGCGCACGGCGCAUUCCUGCUGCAGCUGCUGGCCGCCGGCCUGCAGGUCGUCGCGCUCGCUGCGACCGUCACAGUCACGCAGACGGACGACCCGCGGUGCCGGCCGAGCCUCCCGCGGCGGGGCGCCGUCGCGGUGUACCCGAGCGACAUGGAGCAGCUGCAGUUCCUGCUCAACCCCAAGUUCGUGGAGGCGGAGUGGUUCCUCCACGCCGCGCUGGGCCGCGGCAUCGACUACCUCGACCGCAACCUCUCGGCGGGUGGCCCGGCCCCCGUCGGCGCGCGCAAGGCCAGCCUCGACUUCCGCACCACCGAGAUCGCCGCCGAGCUCGGGUACCAGGAGGUGGGCCACAUCAGGGCCAUCACGCAGGCCAACGGCGGGUUCCCGCGCCCGGCCAUCGACCUCAGCGCCGACCGCUUCGCCGCCAUCAUGGACGACGCCCUGGGGGCGCGCCUCGACCCGCCCUUCGACGCCUACAACAGCACCGUCAACUUCUUGCUCGCCUCCUACAUCCUCCCCCACGUCACCGCCGCCGCCGCCGUCGGCAUCAGCCCCAACCUCAUGGGCUACGCCUCCAAGCGCCUCCACGCGAGCGUCCUGGCGGUGGAGGCCGGGCAGGACGCGGUGAUCAGGAUGCUGCUGUACCAGCGCGCCGACGAGACGGUGGCGCCGUACAAGGGGCGCACGGUCGCCGAGUUCACGCGCCGGAUCUCCGACUGGCGCAACGACCUGUCCGGCUGCGGCGCCAAGGACGAGGGGGUCAAGGUGCUGGACCGGCAUCAGGGCGCGGAGCGGCGCACCAUCAGCAACAUCCUCGGCGCCGGCGUGGACUCGCUCGGUUACCAGCGCACCCCGGCGGAGGCGCUGCGCAUCCUCUACGGCUCGCGCAACGAGCAGGUCCCCGGCGGGUUCCUGCCCCGGGGCGCCAACGGCACCAUCGCCAGAGGAUUUGUCCAGCUCGCAUAGAUGUCGCUGCAGCUCGAGGAAUCACCCGGUGCUUCCAUUCCACCUCUUUCGUGCUACCCAUGGACUGAGACGCAAUAAAAAUUCAGCUUACAGCUACAGAAACAAAAUGCCAAGUGUGUGUAGGAACCGUACAAAACUAAACUAAAAUCUGUUGCGAAUAGUACUUCGUUAGCAUUACUCAUACUAUGAUUUGUCAUUGUUUGUUCCUUAUAUCUGUGGAUCGAGUUUCAAAUGAAAUGCUGGGCCAUUUAAAGACA